This is a messenger RNA of Ooceraea biroi (clonal raider ant), 5726 nucleotides long. It is a transcript of the gene Tomosyn, whose product is annotated as syntaxin-binding protein tomosyn. The record is from RefSeq and is a predicted model, not a curated record. Gene Ontology annotation, biological process: Golgi to plasma membrane transport; exocytosis. Lineage: Eukaryota; Metazoa; Arthropoda; Insecta; Hymenoptera; Formicidae. Gene Ontology annotation, molecular function: myosin II binding; GTPase activator activity; syntaxin binding. Gene Ontology annotation, cellular component: SNARE complex; plasma membrane; cytoplasm.
GUACGGCGUACGGCGUAAAAAAACGUUAGCACGAGAGCCGACGAUCUCGUUGCGUCGUCGUGCGCGAUCUCGCUUACGCGAUUUCUCUGCUUGUAUGCGACGAAACUGGUGCGCGACGCGGAGCGCACGUCGCGCAUUUUACCGUUUACCGAGGCUCGGCGACAGCUCCGUGUUGACACGUCCGCCGUUGACACGUAUGGCCAAAAUGUAGAUGGUUACUGCGAGAGAAAGAGAGAAGGAAAGAGUCGAUCGCGCCGAAAGGGUGAACAUGUCAUCGGAUUUCCGUGAACGAGCUUGAGCUCGAGCCGAGAAAGCACGAUAGCCUAAUCCUUAAAUCCCGACCGUUGAUUUUCUCGUAAACGCGAAACGGACGGACGGACGGACGAACGGCGCGAUUGCACAUGUGAUCCCCCCCUCUGAGUAGUCUCGACCCCAUUUGGCAGACGCGAUGAAGAAGUUCACGAUCAAGGGUGUCCUCGAUGGGUUCCGGUCGUCGGUCCCGCAGCCCGUCAAGCCCGACCAGGAGAUCGUCGAGAACCUGAGGCCGGAGCACUUUCAAGUGAAGAAGACAUUCAGACACGGCUUCCCGCAUCAACCGACAGCGUUGGCAUUCGACCCAGUUCAAAGGCUCCUAGCUAUUGGCACUAAAUCAGGAUCCCUCAGGAUUCUGGGUAGUCCGGGCGUAGAUACGCACGUUAAGCAUGAGGAAUGCGCGGCAGUCCUGCAAUUACAGUUUUUGAUCAACGAAGGAGCAUUGGUGUCCGCCACGGCGGAUGACACUUUGCAUUUAUGGAACUUUCGUCAAAAAAUACCGCAAGUGGUGCAGAGCCUCAAGUUUCAAAGAGACAGAAUCACUUGCAUUCACCUACCGCUACAAAGUAAAUGGCUGUACGUCGGAACGGAGCGAGGAAAUAUUCACAUAUUACAUAUCGAAACAUUCGUUCUAUCCGGAUAUGUAAUUAAUUGGAACAAGGCUAUUGAAGUAUCUAGAAAGACCCAUCCUGGUGCUGUAGUACACUUGAGUGAUAAUCCUUUAGAUUUGAGCAAGAUACUUAUAGGGUAUCAGACAGGGCAAAUUGUUCUGUGGGACUUGAAAAGCAAAACUGCUGACUACAGGUGUCAAACGGAUGAACAGUUGAAAUCCAUAACAUGGCAUCAUGAAGGUAAACAGUUUAUGUGCAGUCACACGAACGGUUCUCUUUCGACUUGGACCGUUCGACAAUUAAAGCCAACAAGCGUGACAUUCCCACACGCAAAAACUACCAAUGGCGAACCUGAACCAUGUAAACCCAUUCAGAAGGUAGAAUGGAAAUUAUCGAGAUCAGGGGAAGCGUAUAUCAUAUUUUCUGGUGGACUAGCGUGCGACGUCACUGGAAGAACACCUAGUAUAACAAUUAUACAGGGAAAAACUACUACAGUUCUCGAAAUGGAACAUACAGUUAUAGAUUUUGUGACGCUAUGUGAUAACCCAUGGGCCAGUGAUUUUCAAGAUCCGUAUGCUGUUGUUGUUCUACUACAAAAUGACUUGGUUGUGAUAGAUUUAUUAACUCCUGGAUUCCCCUGUUUCGAGAAUCCAUAUCCCAUGAAUAUUCACGAAUCUCCUGUAACCUGCUGUGCGUAUUUCGCUGAUUGUCCUUCGGAUUUGGUACCUGCAUUUUACUCCGUUGGGUCCAAAUCGCAAAAGAAGACCGGUUUUAGCGAGAAAGAAUGGCCUAUUUCCGGUGGAGAAUGGAGUCCCAAUUCUAGCAGUUAUAACGAGAUUAUUCUCACUGGGCACGCUGAUGGCAGUAUAAAGUUCUGGGACGCUUCCGCGGGAACGUUACAAAUCCUUUACAAACUAAAGACAGCGAAACUUUUCGAAAAGACUAAGACGCAUAGUAUAGAUUCUGAAGAGGACCCAUUAGCAAUUCAACUUAUUUACCUUUGUCCCGAAAGUCGGAAAUUAGCUAUCGCAGGAAGCGGCAAACACGUCGUAUUGUUUAAAUUUAAAAAGGUUGAGAGUAUGUCUGAAGUAGUGACUUUGGAAAUAUGCUUAUCAGUGGAUUCAUCAAGAGAAGCAGAAAAUUCACCGGAUCAUGAGUCUCCAGCAACCGGAAACACUGUGGGAAAUGUGGAAUCGAAGAUCACAGAUUUUAAUCAUCCGCUUAAAGUCAAGACGGGUUUGCAGAAAAGGGCUGCUGGUUUUCAAGCGACAUUAAUUUGUUUAACAACGGCACCUAGUGGAGAACAACCUGAGAAUAUAACAUCCCUUAGUUUAAACUCUUCAUACGGCCUAUUGGCCUAUGGAAACGAAUCAGGCUUAGUGAUAAUAGACAUCGUGCAGAAGAUUUCGUUAAUCGUAUUAAACACCAGCGAUCUUGGGGGAUCUGAUCCGCAACGUGUUUUACGCAGUCCCAAACGGCAAGACGAUUCGAAACGAGAAAAUGAAGAUAAAGCGAGAAGUCCGAGUACAGAUCAGCUAACUUUGUGUCUACCAUUGAAGCAAAGUCAGCGAGAAUCCGUGAUGGAAUCCGAGGCGAUAGUUACAAGGAUAACGGAUUCGACUCAGCAACAGUGUCUUCGCAGUGAAAGUCAAACUGGAAACAAUAACGAUAGACCGAGCGGAGAGGAAUCAACAAGCGAAGCUAAUAAAACAGGAAACCUUUCUAACGGCGACGAAUGUCAGAAAAGUCAAGGUUGGAAGGGAUUUAGUCUCAAGAGACAACUGAGCAAAGUUGAUCUGAAGAUCAAAAAUACUUUUACACCGUCCUUGGUGUCUUCUCAGAAUGGGAGCUCGUCAUUGGGGCUCAUGCAAGUACCCCAAUGCCAGCAGGUAGGCAGCGACGCUGGUAAUCAAAAGUCUUCCACAUUUUACUGCAAUGUCAGCGAAACGGCCAGCACGAGUCGUUCAUUAUCGCCGGUCGAAAGUAUCGACUCUGAGUCUUCAUUGUCACCGGAUAAUCAGUCUUCGGGAUGUGAGAGUCCCCAGAUCGAUGACAGGAAGCGAGACAUCCAAGAGGCUAGAAGCCCAACGGAAAGCGAAAACGAGAAAACAACGAUGAGCAAUAUCAGUGUAAAAACCGAGGCAGUGAGACCGAUGAACUUAUCUUUACCCGAACACGAAUUAAAACCACCGAGGCUGAAACGCAUCGCCAAAAUCAAGCAAGCAAAGAGAGAUAACCGUUUGCUCUCCGUGCCAAAUCUGAAAUUUUCCAAAAACGAGACGACCGUUUGUGACCUAAGGUGCGAAGAGAGCGCUACAUCCGAGUCGUUCACCUGCAAUCUUAUAAGAAGAUUCAGUCGGGUAGACAAAUUCGACGGCUCUUUCCAACGAUCAAGGAGCUCGAGUAUGUCGUCCCUCGAGAACAUUACUACAGAAACCAUAAGCUGCCUUACAUUUGCGGAUUCUUAUACGAAAAAAAACGAUACAAAUGGCAUGCCAACUUUGUGGAUUGGCACGUCUCUGGGAUCUGUACAGACUGUUGUAUUUAAUACACCUGCCCACGGCGAACGUAAUGCUCAUCCAGUGGUUGUGUCUACUUGUAAUGGAUCUACUUUCAAACUCAAGGGUUGUAUUCUAUCCACGUCGUUCUUAGAUUGCAACGGAGCUCUGAUUCCAUACUUGUACGAGUCUUGGAAAGACGAGAACACAGAUGGCAAAGAUCGAAACAAGAGUCAAGGAAAAGGUACAAAUAGCCGGAUGCCACCGUCGAUGAACACGCAGAUCAGCGGGGAUAAUUUCGAAGAUCGACAAUUCGUCGUGCUCGCAUCAGAAAAGCAAGCAAGAGUUGUGGCGUUACCCUCCCAAAAUUGUGUAUAUAGACAACAGCUAGCGGAGACUCAUAUCGUAAUUAAGGCGGAAGUUACAUCUCUGAAAGAUAACGUCUGCCUGGUAUGUUACGUCUCAAACGGUCACAUCACAACGUAUAGUCUGCCCAGUCUUAGACCACUGAUAGACGUCGAUUUUCUACCUCUUAUAGACUUGAGUUUUCAGACCACAAAACACGGCAUUGUAGACCCCAUGUUGUCCAUAUGGGGUCAUCAACUCUUUGUUAAUGGCGAUACCGAUCAGAUCGCAAAGACGCUUUGCUUCAGCAAUCGAGGUCACGGUUUAUAUCUGUCAUCGCCCAUGGAAAUUCAGAAAUUCUCCGUUUCAAGUGAAUUCUGCGCUGAAUUAACGGAAAUGAUGGGUGAUUUAUUUAUUGGUCACGAUAUGCCAGGACCGCCUAAAGAAAGCUUCUUCAAGGGCUUAUUCGGUGGUGGUUCGAGAAGUCUCGACCGAGAGGAGUUGUUCGGUGAAUCCAGCGGUCGCGCGUCACGCACAGUAGCGAAACACAUUCCAGGACCAAACGAAGCUCUCCGCGAGCGAGUCUCCAGCGCAACGGGUGAGGUGAAUAUGGCACAUCAAAUGGUCGUGGAGCGCGGCGAGAAGCUAUCGCAGCUCGAGGAACGAACCGGGCGCAUGAUGUCGGAAGCCGAAAACUUUUCGCAGUCCGCUCACGGAUUGAUGCUCAAGUACAAGGACAAGAAAUGGUACCAGCUAUGAGAAUGCAAUUCGAUUCGAGUCCGGUGGAAUAACGCACGUUUCUUUACUUAUUUAGCGUUCACGUUUCAUCUAUGAGUUCUUAGCCAUAUUAAAACUACUAAAAGCUAGAUAUAUUAUGAGAUCUUCACACACGCACACACGAGAAACAUUUACACGAAAGAGAUAACGGAAGAGAUAAUGUACAUGCGAUCACGCCUGUGCUGCGCACACAAUACACACGCACAUUAUUUAAUGAGAUAAACACGAGAAAAAAAAUAUAUUUCAAAGUAUGGCUGAACAUGUAAUUAUAGAUCUCUCUGCGUAUGAAUGUUUAAAAAGAGGAAGAUCAAGGCCACGGCUUUGCCGUGAUUUAUUUGAUUGCGGAUAUGUAAAAAAAUACGUGUGUGUAUAAUUAUAAUUAUAUACAAAGUACUUACGCAAAAAUGAUAUGCGACGAAAGAUGAUUGAGAUAUACGCGAGUCAAUAUAAGCAAUUACAUAAUAUAAUAUAAUAAUUCGCCUUUUAACUUUUGAUGGCACUCGUUAAUUCAUUCGGACGUCCUGUGAGCGUUGUUUAAUGGCGCCUUGCCUUGCCUUGCCUUGUUUGCUUCUCAGCAGAGAAUUGCCAAUAGGUAUGUACGAAUGCCACUUUGUUGCAGACACUACUGAAUGAUACUGAAUAGAAUCGAUUGAAAUGCUAAGAAUCGCAUUAGUUUUAUAAGUGAAAAAUAGUACACACGUAUAUGUAUAUCACAGACAUAUGAGUUCUUAGAAUAUUGCAUAUGUGUCACAUAAGAGAAUACAUAUACAUUUUAUCGAAGCGAGAUAUAUAUAUAUAUAUGGCUACUGAUAUAUUAAUAACAUAUUAAUAACGCCAUUAAAAUUUGCAGUACAGUAAACAUAUGUAGUAAAGUAAAAGAUCGUCAUCGACUAGUAAUUCUUAUCCCGCGAUAUAAAUUUUAUAAUCGUGUACAUUGUAAGCUGACUUGUAUCUAAGUAUUUAUCGUUAUGCGAUCUCGUAGACAAUUUCGUAAAUAUACGAUAAGAAGUGAGAUAAGAGACCAAUGCGAUUCUUGUACGUUGAUCGAGUUAGAUGAAUGCAGAAGGGAAUUUAUUAGGCUCGACGAAAAUGCGAUUUUACCAAGUAUUUUAAGAAAGUUACGAGGCAAGACGGCACAGUGACGCUAUUCCGAAUGCAUUGACAAUAAACGUAGUUAGUUACU